Molecule: messenger RNA, 2450 nt
Organism: Paraglomus occultum
Lineage: Eukaryota; Fungi; Glomeromycota; Glomeromycetes; Paraglomerales; Paraglomeraceae
Source: the annotation of a GenBank genome assembly
AUGGAUCCAUCAACCAAAUUAGACAUAGACGACGCAUAUCGCAAAGAGCUAGAAAAAUGCGCAAUGUCGAUAGAUUUGCCAGGACAUGGUAUUAUCACUGCUUUCAUUGACGAUAACUCGCGCUAUGAUUUUACUGACUGCACUCAAAUGACAUAUACAAUAGCGUAUACGAUGGAAUUAUUAGCUAACGUUAAGACACCAUCGUUCACAAUAACUAACAAUGUAUCGGAUCGUCUGACGAAUAAUUUGAGUAUUGUCGAGUCUUUAAUAAUAAAUCAGCAGUGUGUUGGAAAGUGGAUUAUAGAUGAUGCGGAGGCUGCAGAACUCUUUAUGAAAACAACGCGCAAGUCGGGAAUGACUGAUGAUGAACUAAUAAACGAAUAUUGUAACGUGAAUACCUCAAGGCUAAACAGUUUGUUCAUGGAACCGCCAUUGAUUUCGAGAAAUCACGAGGCUGCAGGGUGUUACAAAUAUACAAUAUCCAAACUGAGCGAAAUUUCAAGACAUUAUCCGAUUCACAACGUAGACUCUUUGGAAUUCGCGAAACGGGAACUACCUUCACCGCCAAUAGAAGAGGCUUGCCAAUUACAACCAUAUAUUACGGAAUAUGACGCUCAUGAUAUAUCAUCCCUGCUUAAUGGUCUUGAAGAAAACGGAUCGAUAGAAUCCAUUCAGGACGAGAAUUUAGUCGUUGAACAAGGCAUCAUGGAAGAAAUCCUGAUUCCAGCAAAGGCGGAUAAAGUACACAGUCAAUGGCCUUUGGGUAUGAAGGAAAUAGGCUCGGUGGUGAGCAAAGAGAUGAAAACAGAAAAUACAGAAGCGCUCCUGGAACAAUUGGAUCAGUUGGUUCCGGAAGGGAAAGGAUCGAGAUCAUUGUUAGAAUGGGACAACGAUUGGGAAGGUUCGAUUUCGAACGAGUACCAGAUUGCUUCUGUAUUUAAUGAGGACGGCAUAUAUGAAGAACUGUCCGGCAUUGACAACGCAAUCACGUGCAACUAUUACUUAGAAUCUCCCGUACUCGCAAACAACUAUCCUGCAACGAACCGUCAUAAGGGUCUGGGCACAAUACCCGAUUCAAUGUAUCAAGCAAUCGAGGCCGUCGCUUCUGCAGAUAAAACAUCAACGUUCGAUUUGGACAGCGACCUGGAUGGACUUGAUACGGACUUGACGAAGGUGAUAAAUCGUAAUAUGUUUGCGGACGAAUGGGAAAAAUUAAUUGUAGAGGAAACAGCCGAUGAUUUCAGCAAACUAAAAUUCAAAGUUCCCAACUUGCCUAAUCCCAAGAGUGUAGUUACGGAACAAAAUAAAGCCAGGGCAUCGUUUCCGUACAUACCAAAUGCUCUUGUGGACCUAAUCUCUUCGGCCACCUUUACGCAAUUGUCACAACCGUCCUGGAUUCUUAACAAAACGACGAGCCUAGAAUUAGAUUUAUCUUGGAAUCCAAUAAAAGGCGCAACUGGUCCUGAAAUAUUGCGAAUUAUAGACGAAGUCGAGAACAUUGAUCACAUGGACAACAUGUGUAUAGGCUGUGAGUACGAAGAAUUGCCAACGAAUGAACUUGUACCUGAUGAAAAUGAGGCAGAGACCAUGUUAUUGUCAGAAAGAGAAGAAGGCAGUUCCAAACCGCGUUCAAAAAAACACGCAGGUGAUGCAGGCGUGAUUUCGGACGUCACGAAAACACAAGUGCACGAAAAUUCAGAAAAGGAUCAUGAGACACGCGGGGAUGGAGCAUUGGUUAGUAGUGUAGAAUCGGGUGCCGAUGAUACCAAACUGACACGCAAAACGACGCCAUGGACAAUGGAACUUUGCGAUUCUCCGACUCAAUCCGUGACUACUAAUCAGACAGAUAAAUCCACUAUUCCACCGUCUGCUCAUGGCUUGUCACCCAAUAGAAUCUCUCACAUUGGGAAAGAUGCAAAUGGCGACUCUUGUGUUGAUAGACAGAUGGCGGUAUUACCCUUAGCAAGAGGGAAGAGAAUGAUUUCUCACAUUUUCUUUGCUGACAAUUUCUCGGCGACGAAAUCAAUCAACAAUUUUCUGCUGCUACGCGGAAAAAAAAAGAUGGAGAUUAUUCAUGGAGAAGAGGAAGAACAAAGUGCUACAGUUGUUCCCACAAUUCCAGUAGACCAUCAUCAAAGUCUCGAGCUUUUACACGAAUUGUCUGUUGAACAAAAUAAUACACUCGGAAUCGAAUACGGUGGACUUAUGCAUCUUUCAAUAUCAGAUAUAUAUCCUGAACCAAGGUCAACACUGACAUACAUAAUCUCUGCUCGACUGUUACAAAAUCGUCACAUGGUUGCAACGCUAAGGAGUGAUAAAUGCAAAAUUGAAUUGAUUGAGCGAGAUUUCGAAUACCUAAGGCCGUUUCUUCCUGAUGACGAAUUAGCAUCAACCCACGUAGACGCCGACCUGAUAAUUGACGAGUGUACAGCUAUAACGUACCAUUCGUU